UUGGUAAUAGGGUAAAUUAUGUACGACCGAUUUACGUUAACAGGGGAAAAUGACAUUGGAAAUGAAAUUUAAUGUGACAAAUUAAACAAGAUGACUCGGUUAACUGUUCCUCUUUUUGCUGCGAAGAGACCUCUUAAAAAAUUCACCAACUACUUGCCUAAACAUCCAUACAAAAUAUUGCUUCCACCAGUUCUGAAGAACAACGUUCAGAACGUUGUACUCUCGGAUCCACAAGGUAAACAAUGUCUAGGACCAAUGUCAGAAUUAAUGCAGUGUUGGAAAAAUAACGACUUUGCAGUUGACAAAUGUGUAAAAGAAAAUAAUGUUCUUCAAGACUGUAUGAAAAAGGCUGCAAUUGAGGACCAGAAAAUAAAAGAAAAAAUUGCCACAGGAAAAGAGAAAGUAUUAGGCAGAUACAAUAAUGCUGCUGUAAACAAAAUGUUGAGGAAGUUUCCACAGCCACCUCACUCAAUCAAACCAAAAUAAGAUCUCUGGUACAAUUCACCAGUAUGUAUGGUUGAUAUUUGAAGUUGUGAGAAAGGUUUUAACAGUUGAACAUGUGAUACAUUGGACAAGAUUGUGUUAGACUGGCUAAUGAAUGGUCUGAUAUGUAUAAAUGGAGAUACCAAUAGAUCUUUCAUUUACUUAUUUGCCACAUAAAUAUUAAAAUUAUCACUGCAUUGCUUGCAUUGCCUGCA
Molecule: messenger RNA, 698 nt
Organism: Mytilus trossulus (common blue mussel)
Lineage: Eukaryota; Metazoa; Mollusca; Bivalvia; Mytilida; Mytilidae
Product: small ribosomal subunit protein mS37-like
Exons: 4
Coding region: 91-486 (131 amino acids)
Biological process (GO): mitochondrial translation
Cellular component (GO): mitochondrial ribosome
Molecular function (GO): RNA binding
Source: RefSeq, a predicted model, not a curated record